This is a messenger RNA of Penicillium cataractarum, 225 nucleotides long. RefSeq lists its product as uncharacterized. The record is from RefSeq and is a predicted model, not a curated record. The transcript is spliced from 2 exons. The coding region runs from base 1 to 225 and encodes 74 amino acids. NCBI's taxonomy places the organism in Eukaryota, Fungi, Ascomycota, Eurotiomycetes, Eurotiales, Aspergillaceae.
AUGCUUUCUCUCACCCGAAAAUUCUCAAAAUCGUGUUAUGGCCAGCCCGGAGUACCUCUAUCGAUAACUUGUCAAGGCCGGUCGCGCGUGAGGAUCUUUUCGCUUACACCAAUGGCCAUUUCCUUGUCGAUGAAGAACAUCAGUUUAGCCGACGAUAGGUCCGGUUCGACUUGGACGCGCUCUGCAGUACGGCGGCCUUGGUUGGAGGAGAUUCUAGCCUCGUGA